AUGGUAGAUGCUGACGCACAGGACACCGGUCCAAAGACUGACGCACAUGAUAUUGGUGCACAGGAUGCUGCAAAUGAGCCUGAGGGAUUUCCUGGUGGACCUAGGGACCCAUCAGUGAUUACAAAGUAUGCUGACCAUGUUGCGGCCAUCGAACGUCCUAAGUUGAAGUUAUCCUCCCAUGGGAAGAAGGUGCAUAAAUUGGGCAGGCCUGUUCCUGCAAUUGAGGACAUGGCCCUGCGUGACCUCACUCUUACUAGGCGGUAUGCAUGGGGAGCUGCUGGCCUCGUCCAUAUGUACGAUCAGCUUAAUGAUGCCAAUCUCAGCACCAGUCGACAGCUUGCUAGUUACAUCACCUUGUUACAAUGUUGGAUAUACGAGCACUUUCCGUCAGUUGCAGAGUGCAAUGUUGAUCCGGACUAUGACGAGGUGUCACCACAUGCGUGUCGAUGGAUUGUGACAAAGAAGACAGUGAAGAAUGUAUCUACAGUGAUGUACAGGCAACGCCUGGAUCGUCUGAGGAUCCCAGAUGUCUAUUGGAUGCCAUAUGCGGAGCACCGACCUGUGCAGGACUUUCAUCCGAUUUCGUGCUUCUCGGGACAGCUCCGUUGGGGGCCUGUUGUUGUCAGAUACAGACUAGAGAGGGUUAUGCGCCAGUUCGGCUAUGUCCAGUGCAUUCCUGGACACCUUGUCCAUUCAUGGGUGUCAUAUGAUGACAUGGACGAUACAUGGACGCACUACUCAGACCAUCUGGCGGCAGCAGAUGAUCUAUGUGUUGUGCCAGGUCAGUAUGCGCCUGACUACAUAGACUGGUUCUUUGCCAUAUCGCAUUCAUUCAUGACUGUGCCACAAAAUGAUCCUCCUCGAGAUGCAUAUGAGACGCAGCCCAGUCAUAUCCCUCAUGAGGCAGCAUCGACAUCGACACAUGCGGAUCCUGACGCGAAUGAGCCUAAACAUGCAGUGGAGGCUUGCCAUGCAAUCACAGAGGUGUUGGAGCAGCAUCUAAAUGCGCCAAGCACAUCGACACAUGAAGAGGUCAUCCAAAAAUGCCUCAGGAUUGCUAGGGGUGUCACAGAAGAUCGUAAUAUGUAUGUGAGGUCUCGACUUAUGCGGUGCACGGAUCAACAAUAG
Messenger RNA from Glycine soja, 1128 nucleotides. RefSeq names its product protein MAIN-LIKE 2-like. Bases 1 to 1128 code for a protein of 375 amino acids. Lineage: Eukaryota; Viridiplantae; Streptophyta; Magnoliopsida; Fabales; Fabaceae. The record is from RefSeq and is a predicted model, not a curated record. The transcript is spliced from 5 exons.